AUGCCCUCUCGCUGUAGGACUGUGCUGCAUAUCGUAACCACCACCCUCUUCGCCGCGGUGGUCCUGUUUGGGAUCCUGCUGGCCUAUGUGACUGGCUAUCAGUUCAUCCACACAGAGCAGCACCACCUGUCCUUCGGCCUGUACGGAGCCAUCCUGUCCCUGCAUCUUUUCCUCCAGAGCCUGUUUGCCUUCCUGGAGCACAGACACAUGCGCAGCCCCGCCCGGCCCCAGCACCUGCGGCGCUCUGUGGCCCUGUGCAUCGCAGCCUACCAGGAGGACCCAGACUACCUGAGGAAGUGCCUCUGCAGCGUGCGCCGCAUCUCCUUCCCCAGCCUGAAGGUGGUGCUGGUGGUGGACGGGAACAGGCCGGAGGACCACUACAUGAUGGACAUCUUCCAGGAGGUGAUGGGUGGAGUGGACCAGGCUGGCAGCGUGGUGUGGAAGGGGAACUACCACAGUGACGGGGGUGGAGGGGUGGGCAGAGGGGGGACUGGAGCAGCGUCCCUGCAUGCGCAGGAGGCUGCACGUGUGGCCAGGCUAGUGAGAGGCUGCCGCUACUCCUGUAUCAUGCAGGAGUGGGGGGGGAAGAGAGAGGUGAUGUACACAGCCUUCAAAGCCCUGGGAGACUCUGUGGACUAUAUGCAGGUGUGUGAUUCAGACACAGUUCUGGAUCCAGCGUGCACCAUAGAGAUGCUGAAGAUUCUAGAAGAGGAUGCAAAGGUGGGCGGAGUAGGUGGAGAUGUUCAGAUCCUGAAUAAGUAUGACUCGUGGAUCUCCUUCCUGAGCAGUGUUCGUUACUGGAUGGCCUUCAACGUGGAGCGGGCCUGCCAGUCCUACUUUGGCUGUGUGCAGUGUAUCAGUGGUCCCCUGGGCAUGUACCGCAACUCCCUGCUGCAGCAGUUCCUGGAGCCAUGGUACCACCAGACCUUCCUGGGCAGCAAGUGCAGCUUCGGUGACGACCGCCACCUCACCAACCGCGUGCUGAGCUUUGGUUACAAGACCAAGUUCACGGCCCGCUCCAAGUGCCAGACUGAAACGCCAACGCGCUACCUCCGCUGGCUCAACCAGCAGACCCGCUGGAGCAAGUCCUACUUCAGAGAGUGGCUGUACAACGCCCUUUGGUUCCACAAGCACAGCCUUUGGAUGACAUACGAGUCUGUGGUGACGGGUUUCUUCCCCUUCUUCCUGGUUGCCACAGUGAUCCACCUGUUCUACCGCGGGCGCCUGUGGAACAUCCUUCUCUUCCUGUUGACAGUGCAACUGGUUGGCAUGGUGAAGGCCACCUACGCCUGCUUCCUGAGGGGCAGUCUGGUCAUGAUCUUCAUGUCUCUCUACUCCCUCCUCUACAUGUCCAGCCUGCUGCCAGCCAAGAUCUUUGCCCUGCUCACUAUCAAUAAGGCUGGCUGGGGCACGUCAGGGCGGAGGAAGAUUGUUGUGAACUUCAUAGGGGCGGUGCCCGUCACGGUGUGGGGGGCUGUGCUGCUGGGUGGGGUUGCCUACACCAUCUACUGUGAGACCCAAGAGCCCUUCAGUGAAACAGAGAAAGCGCUUCUCAUCGCUGGGGUCAUCCUGUACGCCUGCUACUGGCUCAUUCUGCUGGUUCUCUACCUGGCUAUUGUGGCUAAGCGCUGCAACAAGAGGGAGGAGCAGUACCACCUACCGUACGCAGAGGCAUAAGACAUGGAUCCUUGUUCAGUCCUUUGUGGUGCUGCUAGAACAACUGAGCCAGUCUGUGGCCCCACCACUCUGUCUCCAUGGUGCUAAACCUCUGGGACCUAUGGGGCAUGAAUGUGUUGUAGAAUGACAAUGGAUGGACAGUUCUCACAUUAACCUGGGAGACUUGGUUAAGUAGGUUACAAACCUUUUCUACAGUACAGAGUCCUCUACCAGUGGGCAUGGUGCUUACCAUGGAUAUAAAGCACAUUAUCAUACAGCCCGUUUGGCCAUGGUGGGACAAGGUGUGGCCAGGAUAGACCAGAGAUCGUAAGAGCUAUGACACGGUGUGUGUCAGUAUGAAGCAAUGUUGAUAUGUUACCAACUUGAUGCACUGAGCUGAGGGCCUUCUCUGCCUCAAUCAGGAGACACAAUGAUCUACAGUUGUAUUUUUGUAAUACAAUAAUUGAUAGACAAUCUAACAUUCAUACAAACAUAACUUACAAAUACAUUUGGUGCUGAUGAACAGGCCCAGGGUAAACUUUUAGCUCGUAAGCUAAUGGCUUGCAAGAGUAUUGACACUCAAUUGAAUGAGUCAGUGAGUUUCUGUGGCUAUUUUGUUCUAUGGGUGCCAAAUUGUAUACACAUUAUACAGCAGUGUUCAUUACAGGAUGUACUUUUCCAAGUGAGGACAAUCCCACAUUAAUUCCAUCAUGUAGACUAUGACCAAAGAGCACUUGUUUUUUGACACGUCGUACCAUUAAUACAACACAAGUACUAACUCCAUUGCUGUUAUUAGUUGUAAAUCCAUAAUGAGAAAAUAAAAACAUGAUCCCAUUUUAUCAAGGUCAGGUAGUAUUAGUGUAGGUGCUACCAUGUCUAAGUUGACAUGUGUUUUUGUUGUUGGAGAAUGGAGAUAAUGUCGUGGAAGUUUCCACUUGUGUGCUAUUUAAGUUGUGUUCAUAUUUUAUUAAAUGAGGAUUGCAUAACUUGAAACUUGAAAGUGCAAACAAGACACAUAAAACAAUGUUUGUUUACAGACUUGCUCAGCCUCUAUCGACCAAUGGUGCGGUAGGUCAAUUUGAUGGUACAGUACAUUUCCAGAGGUGAUAUAGAUGUUCAAGUACAAACUUUGUGGGCCACCAGGAAUAUGUUUUGCAGUGUUGUCUUGGCUAUGAAUCAGAGUUUGCUGUUGUUGGGGCUCAAAACUGCAACCUCCACAUCAGUUUCACAAGGCACACGAUUGUUUGCAAUUCCUUCAAGUGUUGGUGGCCAUGAAUUGUGACCAUAUUAUUUUUGAGUUUUUUUAUACUGAAAUUGGGGUUAAACAGAGAAAGAGCCCCCACAAAAAUGUAGUACUUUGAAGUUAUUUCCUGAGUGCAAUGCCAAAAUAAAGUUAACACCAACAUAAAGUGUCUUAAUAGGGCGUUGGGCCACCACGAGCCAGAACAGCUUCAAUGCACCUUGGCAUAGAUUCUACAAUUGUCUGGAACUCUAUUGGAGGGAUGUGACACCAUUCUUCCACGAGAAAUUCCAUCAUUUGGUGUUUUGUUGAUGGUGGUAGAAAACGCUGUCUUGCGUUGAGAUCUGGUGACUGAGACGGCCAUGGCAUAUGGCUUACAUCGUUUUCAUGCACAAACACUCAUGCCCUGUCAAUGGGGGGCAUUGUCAUCCUAUGGGGGCCAGUGGUGGAAAAAGUACCCAAUUCUCAUACUUGAGUAAAAGUAAAGAUACUUAAUAGAAAAUGACUCAAGUAAAAGGGAAAGUCACCCAGUAAAAUACUACUUGAGUAAAAGUCUAAAAGUAUUUCGUUUUAAAUAUGCUUUAGUAUCAAAAGUAAAUGUAAUCGCUAAAAUAUACUUAAGUAUCAAAAGUAAAAGUAGAAGUAUAAAUCAUUUCAAAUUCCUUAUAUUAAGCAAACCAGACGGCAACAUUUUCUUGCUUUAGCCAGGGGCACACUCCAACAUUUAGACAUAAAUGUGUGUUUAAUGAGUUUAAUGAGUCCGCCAGAUCAGAGGCAGAGGGAUGACCAGAGAUGUUCUCUUGAUUAUUGCGUGAAUUGGACAAUUUCCUUUUGCUGCUAAGCAUUCAAAAUGUAACGAGUACUUUUUGGUGUCAGGAAAAAUGUAUGGAGUAAAAAGUACAAUAUUUUCUUUAGGAAUGUAGUGAAGUAAAAGUUGUCAAAAAUAUAAAUAGUAAAGUAAGGUACAGAUGACCAAAAAAACGACUUAGGUAGUACUUUAAAGUAUUUUUACUUAAGUACUUUACACCACUGAUGGGGGCAUAGCCAUGGUAGCCAAAAUAUUAGCCUGCCCAGCAUGAUGGCCCGAAGCAUGAUGGGAUGUUAAUUGUUAAUUAACUCAGGAACCACACCUGUGUGGAAGCACCUGCUUUCAAUAUAGUUUGCAUCCCUCAUUUACAUUACAUUACAUUACAUUUAAGUCAUUUAGCAGACGCUCUUAUCCAGAGCGACUUACAAAAUGGUGCAUUCACCUUAUGAUAUCCAGUGGAACAACCACUUUACAAUA
This is a messenger RNA of Salmo salar (Atlantic salmon), 4181 nucleotides long. RefSeq names its product hyaluronan synthase 3-like. Gene Ontology annotation, biological process: hyaluronan biosynthetic process; polysaccharide biosynthetic process; extracellular matrix assembly. Gene Ontology annotation, molecular function: hyaluronan synthase activity. Gene Ontology annotation, cellular component: plasma membrane. NCBI's taxonomy places the organism in Eukaryota, Metazoa, Chordata, Actinopteri, Salmoniformes, Salmonidae. The record is from RefSeq and is a predicted model, not a curated record.